Messenger RNA from Salvia hispanica, 1751 nucleotides. RefSeq lists its product as uncharacterized. NCBI's taxonomy places the organism in Eukaryota, Viridiplantae, Streptophyta, Magnoliopsida, Lamiales, Lamiaceae. The record is from RefSeq and is a predicted model, not a curated record. Gene Ontology annotation, molecular function: sulfotransferase activity.
GCUUUACCAAUUUGCACGCCUGAAAUCGAACAAGUAUGGCUGUUUCUCAAAUUGAAUGAGACCCUUCUUCCACAUUACAAAAACAAAAAUCUAGCCACACAUCAAAAUUCCCACACAGACAAACACACACUCUUUGUGCCAGAUUCUACGUUGUAAUAAAAAACGGAGAAGAAGAAGGAAAAAAGAUAGCAGCAGCGGAAAGAGCGCCCCCCAGCUGUUUGUCUUUAUUAUUUUGUUCUUAACGAGGAGCUCCUAAUUCUGCCAUUGCUCAACUCAACUACCCUUGAAAAUUGAAAUCUGUUCUUCAUAUUUAUAUAUAAAUGUAUAUGUAAUGUAAUGCAUUGUUUCUAGACAAUAUAAAAAUCUAGUCUUGGAGAUGGUGGAGGAGUAGUUCAAGAAAUCUGAGCUCUUUCAGAAGAACCCUUCUGGUUUCUCUUCAUUCUUGGGGGGAAAUUGGUUACUAUGGCCGAAGAAAUCUGUCUUUUCACUAAGGAUUCUAUAAUCAUAAAACCUCCCAAGAAAUCUCCAGCUUCGUUGCGGAUGCUUGUUUUAGUAUUCGCUAUGGCCUGUGGUAUUUAUAUCUGUUCAGUCUGUUUAAAACAAACUAGCAUUCAUACAAGUACUAAGUUCCACAACAUCGAAGUUAGUCAGAGGAAUUGUCAUGAUAACGCCAUCGAUAGGUCUCAAACUCCAUUCUUGCACUACCCAAAGCCCACUUCGUUUAGCAGGGCCGAAUGUGCUAGUAAUCCAGUGCGGCUUUUUGCUAUUUUAUCGAUGCAAAGAUCUGGAAGCGGAUGGUUCGAGACAUUGUUGAACAACCACACCAAUGUAAGCUCAAAUGGGGAGAUAUUUUCUGUUAAAGAAAGGAGAAGCAAUGCCUCUUCAAUUAUCUCGACUCUGGAUAGAGUCUACAAUUUGGACAUGUUCACAAGUGCUUCCAAGAAUGAGUGCUCAGCCGCGGUUGGCUUCAAGUGGAUGCUUAACCAGGGGUUGAUGGAGUACCAUAAGGAAAUUGCAGAUUACUUCAAUGAUAGAGGUGUUUCUGUAAUCUUCCUUGUCCGGAGAAAUCUGCUUAGGCGGAUGGUUUCUGUUCUUGCUAAUUCUUAUGAUCGUUACGCUAAACUCCUAAAUGGGAUGCACAAGUCUCAUGUGCACUCACAUGAAGAGGCUGACACUCUUUCAAAAUAUAAACCGGAAAUCAACACUACUUCGUUGGUGAAUGAUUUAAAGGUCAUGGAGAAGAUGGUCUUGGAGGCGCUGGAGUAUUUCAGCCGCACAAGGCAUAUUAUCUUGUAUUAUGAGGAUCUCAUAAAGAAUCAAACCAAACUGAUGGAUGUUCAAAGAUUUCUCGGGCUGCCAUUAAUGGAUUUAAGCAGCCGGCAGGUGAAGAUACACCGAGGAUCACUGUCGGAGCAUAUCAAGAAUUGGGAUGACGUCGACAAGAUUCUACGAGGAACAGUAUAUGAGAGCUUCCUCCACACUGACUACAGUAAUUAGGGUUAGAGGCCAUUGAUGACUGAUAGAAGCUGCACAUUUUUUGGCCGGAUGCCACAAAGUUUAUCAGGUGAUCAAUGCAAUGUUGAUCUCUGUCCAACUCCAAUCCAAGUUUUCUUUUCCUUUUCCUUUCUUUGUAGUAUUUCUUUUCAUUUUGGUUAUAUUUUCCACAUGAUGUAUAGGUCUGUAAUUUGUGCAUAAACAUUGAUGAUGUGAACCGGACCGAACCAAAAGAGAGAUCAAUCGAUUUCAUAUCA